AUGUCUCUCGACACAUUUGUGAAGGGCACGAAGUGCUGGUUCACGGAUGACAAGGAAGGCUGGAUCGGUGCCUCACUGACCACCAAAGACCUUGCCGCCGAUGGAAAAGUAACCCUGACCUUUGUCGACGACGAUGAAAAGGAACAUGUCUUCUCGUCCACACUAGCCAAAAUAAAAGAAAGCAACGAUACCAUACUACCUCCCUUGCGCAACCCUCCACUGCUGGAAGGAACCGAGGAUUUGACCAAUCUCUCAUACUUGAACGAACCUGCCGUCCUUAGCAACAUCAGAACCCGCUAUUCACAUUGCAACAUCUACACCUACUCGGGAAUCGUCUUGAUUGCCGCCAACCCCUUUGCCCGCGUCAACCUCUACAGUCAAGAUAUUAUCCAGGCCUACUCUGGAAGGAGACGUGGUGAACUGGAACCCCAUCUCUUUGCUAUUGCCGAGGAUGCCUACCGCUGCAUGAUCCGUGAUGAAAAGAAUCAGACCAUCGUCGUAUCUGGAGAGAGUGGUGCCGGUAAGACCGUCAGCGCAAAGUUCAUCAUGCGGUACUUUGCUACCGCUGACGACAGUGACCGAGAUCAGGAUUUAUCCAAGGUUGGAAUGAGCGAGACUGAGGAGCAGAUUUUAGCCACCAACCCCAUUAUGGAAGCCUUUGGAAACGCCAAGACCACCCGCAACGACAACUCUUCACGAUUCGGGAAGUUCACAGAAAUUCAGUUCGACAAGAACCGCAACAUUAUCGGUGCCAGGAUCAGAACAUAUCUGCUGGAGCGAUCCCGUCUCGUGUACCAGCCCGAGCACGAGCGUAACUAUCACAUCUUCUACCAGCUGGUCGCAGGAGCCCCACCAUCAGAAAAAAAGGAGCUUGACCUGCAGUCCAUCACACAAUUCAAUUACCUGAAGCAGGGCGGUGUCCAGACCAUCAUUGGCGUCGACGAUGCAGCCGAAUUCGAGAUUACCCAGCGCUCCCUCUCGACCAUCGGUAUCUCUGUCCAUGUGCAAUGGUACAUCUUCCGCAUCUUGGCUGCCCUACUGCACAUCGGUAAUAUCCAAGUCACCGGCCGUAACGAUGCCAUAAUCAAUGAUGAGGAUCCGUCCUUGAUCACCGCAGCUCGCGUCCUCGGUAUUUCCCUCUCAGAAUUCAAGAAGUGGCUCGUCAAGAAGCAGAUCGUAACCCGCUCUGAGAAGAUUGUUUCCAGCCUGAAGCCUGACCAGAGUUUAAUCGUCCGUGACUCUGUGGCCAAAUACAUCUACUCCUCCUUGUUCGACUGGCUUGUCAACAACAUCAACUCUAGUCUUUCCAGUGACGCCGUUGCCAGCCAAAUCCACUCCUUCAUCGGUGUUCUUGACAUUUACGGUUUCGAGCACUUCAAAAAGAAUUCGUUUGAACAGUUUUGUAUCAACUAUGCCAAUGAGAAGCUGCAGCAGGAAUUCAACCAACACGUCUUCAAGCUGGAGCAAGAGGAGUAUGUCCGAGAGAAGAUCGACUGGAAGUUCAUCGAGUUUAGCGAUAAUCAACCCUGUAUUGAGAUGAUUGAGGGAAAGCUCGGUGUACUCACCCUUCUGGACGAGGAGAGUCGUCUGCCUUCAGGCUCGGAUCAAGGCUGGUGCAACAAGCUAUUCACACAGUUCGGCACUGAAAAGUACAAGACGUGGUUCGCCAAGCCUCGCUUCUCCAAUAGCGCAUUUACGAUCUCUCACUAUGCCCACGAUGUCACAUACGAGUGCGAGGGCUUCUUGGAAAAGAAUCGCGAUACCCUUCCAGAGGAGCUGCUGAACCUGCUCAAGAACUCAGAUAACGAAUUCUUGCAGGAAGUUCUUCUGACCAGUGCUACUCUUGGGGUCGGAGGAAGUUUAUCUGAAGAUAAGCGCAGGAGCGUCAUCAACCGCAAGCCCACACUGGGCUCGAUCUUCAAAGGCUCACUUAUUCAGCUCAUGGACACAAUCAACUCGACCAAUGUCCAUUAUAUCCGCUGUCUCAAACCCAACGAGGCCAAGCAGCCAUGGGGCUUUGAUGCCCCCAUGGUCUUAGGUCAGCUUCGUGCCUGCGGUGUCCUGGAGACGAUUCGCAUCAGCUGUGCUGGCUACCCCUCACGCUGGUCCUUUGAAGAAUUUGUGGAGCGCUACUACAUGCUGGUCAAUUCGGAGCACUGGGGCUUUGACACGCAAAAGAUGUGCUCUGCCAUUCUCGAGGCCACCAUCAAGGAGGCCGACAAGUACCAGAUCGGUCUCACCAAGAUCUUCUUCCGUGCCGGUAUGCUCGCCUAUAUGGAGAAUCUGCGCGCGGAAAAGUUGAGCGCGUACGCGACCAUGAUUCAGAAGAACAUGCGCCGCUUCAUCUGCCAGAAGAGGUACAGUACCAUCCGCUCUGCUGUCGUCAAGCUUCAAUGCUUUGCUCGCAAGGUCCAUGCCCAAAAGGAGGCCCGUAUCCUCCGCGAGGAGCGUUCUGCGACCCUACUCCAGACCUUUAUGCGUGGCUACGUCCAGCGCAAGAAGUUCAUCCAGACACGCAACCACAUUCUUCAGAUCCAGUGUGCCAUCCGUGCCAAGGUCGCCCGUACUGCCUUCCAGACACUCCGGGAAACGAACGGUGCCACCAGGAUUCAGCAGAUCUGGCGAGGAAUGCAGGCGCGUCGCGCGUACAAGAAGGAGGUCAAGGCCAUUGUCCUGGUGCAGUCUUGCAUCCGUCGUAACAAGGCCAAGAAGGAACUGGCGGUCCUCAAGGCCGAGGCUCGUUCUGCGAGCCAUUUCAAAGAAAUUUCAUAUCGCCUUGAGGGAAAAGUGGUGGAGCUGACGCGGGCUUUGGACCUGGCGCUUCAGCGGAACAAACAUUCCGACUUGCAGGUAGCGAGUCUAGGAAACCAGGUCCAACAAUGGAGAGAACGAUACGAAUCAUUACAACAAUCCAAGUCGAAGGAGAUUGCACUUGCUGCCGAGAACCCUACUGUACCCAAGGCGGAAUACGAGAGUUUGAAAGCAGCGAAUACCAAAUUACAGUCCCAAUAUGAAGAGUCGAUUGAGAAGACGCAGGCUCUUGAGCAGGAGAUCCUCAAGCUCACGGACUCGCUCGCCAAGACCAAGGAAGAGGUCAGCAAACUAGCGGCCCAGGUCAAAAUCAAGCCCGACGACUCCGAGAGCGUGGUCGCUCUCAAACGCGAGAACCAAUACCUCAAGGACCAGCUGGCACAGCUUUCCAAGGCCACUGGUCGCGAUACCUCCAGCUUCCCUGUCACAUCCAAGGUCAUGUCGCCUCCUAACAGCAACACGGCUACGAUGCCUCCUGCUUACAGCUCCCAUUCAGUCAACAGCCACACCGUUGAUAAGUAUGAAAGCGCAUAUUCGUUUGCCAAGGAGAUGCACCCCCACAAGGUCACUGCGCUGCCACCGCCCGUCAGCAUCCCGCAUGCUAACGGAGUCCGGACCGCUGCCGCAAAGAUCAGCCGCAACCGCAGCAACAGCACGCCCGAUAUCGCCGCUCUAGAGACCAUCUUCAAGCCUCAAAAGACCACCAACAGCGUCUUUGACAACUUGGACAACCAUAGCAGAAGCGCCAAAACGAUGUCGAGCGAUGACUGGUCCCGUCAUGUGCCUCGUGGCCGACCUAGCAUUCACAGCCUGGUUGAGCAGCCCGAAGUGGAGAUUAUGCGGAUUCUGAAGGACGAGGAGGGCCUACAGGAGGAAGUCCUAAACGGACUGAUAAAGAACGUCAAGAUUCCAUCACCCAGCCAUUCGACUCUGCCUCAGCCCAACGAAGUCCUGGCUCCAUCCCACUUGAUUGGUCUUUUGACGACGCAGAUGUGGAAGCAUGGCUUUGUUAAGGAGUCGGAGCGUCUGAUGAUUAAUGUGAUGCAGGCUAUCCAGCUGCAGUCCAUAUCGAUCUCGGGCGAUGAGUCGAUCAUCCCCUGUGCAUACUGGCUCUCGAACGUGCACGAGCUCCUGUCGUUUAUCUGCCAGAGCGAACAAGAGAUCACUCGCGAGGAGUAUAUUGCGCGCGGCAACGCGGGUCUCUGGAACGAAUACGAGCUACUAGUGUCGACAAUCAAGUACGAACUCGAGUGCCUGGAGUACAACAUUUUCCACGUCUGGAUGAAGUCGUUGAAGAAGCAACUCCACAAGAUGAUCAUCCCUGCGAUCAUUGAGAGCCAGGCCCUUCCAGGAUUCAUCACGAACGACUCUGGACGGUUCUUUAAUAAGUUGAUCGGAUCGAGCCCUACGUUCAGCAUGGACGAUCUGCUGUUGUUGUUCAACAAGGUCUGGAGGGCUAUGAACUGCUAUUAUGUAGAGCACACUGUGAUCGAGCAGGUGAUGACGGAGCUGCUGAAGAUGGUGGGAGUGGCAGGAUUCAACGACCUGUUGAUGCGCCGGAACUUCUGCACAUGGAAACGAGCGAUGCAGAUCCAGUACAACAUUACUCGAAUUGAGGAAUGGUGCAAGGGACGUGACUUGCCAGAGGGUACGCUUCAGCUGGAGCAUCUGAUGCAGGCAACGAAGUUGCUGCAGCUCAAGAAGGCAUCGCUGAGCGACAUUGAGAUCAUUUACGAUGUGUGCUGGAUGUUGACGCCGAGCCAGGUGCAGAAGCUGGUACAGAACUACAUGAUUGCGGAUUAUGAGGUGCCAGUGAGUCCGGAUCUGAUCAAGGCGAUUGCGAUGAGGGUGGCAGCGCAGGAGAAGAACGACACACUGAUGCUGGAUGCCAUUUCCUUGGACGAUGCAGGAUCAUUUGAGACGCCUGAGCUGAGGGAGAUAGAUGUCGAAUCUGAGCGAUACCUGCCUCCUUGGCUCGUUGAUUUGAGCCGAUUGAAGUCCCUGAUGCACCUGGUCGUGGUGUAA
Molecule: messenger RNA, 4836 nt
Organism: Gamsiella multidivaricata
Lineage: Eukaryota; Fungi; Mortierellomycota; Mortierellomycetes; Mortierellales; Mortierellaceae
Product: P-loop containing nucleoside triphosphate hydrolase protein
Exons: 5
Coding region: 1-4836 (1611 amino acids)
Biological process (GO): actin filament organization; vesicle transport along actin filament
Cellular component (GO): myosin complex; cytoplasm; actin cytoskeleton
Molecular function (GO): ATP binding; actin filament binding; microfilament motor activity
Source: RefSeq, a predicted model, not a curated record